Molecule: messenger RNA, 826 nt
Organism: Parasteatoda tepidariorum (common house spider)
Lineage: Eukaryota; Metazoa; Arthropoda; Arachnida; Araneae; Theridiidae
Product: cuticle protein 10.9
Cellular component (GO): chitin-based extracellular matrix
Molecular function (GO): structural constituent of chitin-based larval cuticle
Source: RefSeq, a predicted model, not a curated record
ACCUUCUUUAUUUUUCCUGCGUCGAUAUCGCUCGACGAAGGGAGCGCACACUAUAUAUAAAGAUCUCUUGACUACGAUCUCAGAAAAAAAAACUUCUUCUUUUCCAUCUGUUCUUUCCUGCUGAUUUUUCAACCGCCAUGUACGCCAAGAUAUUCAUCAUUGCCUUUCUAGUGUCAUAUGUUUGUGCGGACGACCGUUACGGUUAUGACAGCGAAGAUGGUGACAGCCAUUUUGAGCCCCAACCUUACCACUUCGGCUACCACGUGAAGGAUCACCAUGGUGAGCAGCACAGAGAAGAAGCUAGCGAUGGCCAAGGAAACGUGAAAGGAAGUUACGGAUUUGUUGAUGAAAAGGGUAUCCACAGAGAAGUCCACUACGUGGCUGACGAUAAAGGAUUUCGGGCAGAGAUCAAGACAAACGAGCCAGGUACCGCCAAUCAGCAACCAGCAAGUGUUGGAUUCCAAUCAGAUUCCCAGGAUUAUCUUCAUUUUCACGAAGACAUUCCAGAACACGGAAAUGGAUACUUUUGAAUAACAGAUAAUUUUUCUCUUGGCCGGAACAUUUCAUUUCUCAAACCUCAAGUAAAAAAUAUACCUCCCAAUCCAAUUUGAAACGCCAAUAUUGUUGUGAUCCAAUUUUUCAUCUGAUUUGUUGGCACGGAAUGCAGCAGGUUCGGUCUGACCGAACCGGGAUGAUCAUUAUAAUGUGAAUGCAGUCAUCGAAUUAUGUCUUUCAUGAGCAGUUUUAAACUCAUCAGUCCAGUUUAAAACCCUCGAUUGUAAAUUUUGUUGCAACUUGUAAAUAAAAUACGUAUUUCAUUCUUGCA